GGACGAAUCAAAUUCAUCAACGCUAGCUAGCUAGGCAACGUACCUGAGAAUUAAUGGUUAAGUAAUGUCUAUAUAUUUAAUCACAGGCUGACAGGCCACAAGCUCUGAUGAUGAUGAUGAUGGUGGAGAAGCUAGCCUUAGCUUGGAGUUGGCGCUAUAUAUAACUGCAAUUCGGUCCACUCAUGUCACUCUUCCGUCGUCUUCUCUCACUAGCUAACUCUCUCCCUUUUGUUUUCUCCCUCUGGAGCCGCUCACCCUGUUUCAUUUCAUUGCUUCUUCUUCUUCUUCUUCUUCUCAAAUACAGAGACAGAAAGCCCAUGCUACGUAUAUUAACUAUAUAUCCAUUUGAUUUGGUCUUCUUACCCAUUAAUGGAAAGCUCUAUCUGCGCGCAUGUGCAGGGCUAUUAAGCUGCCUGACCCUGAACCACGUAAUAUUGCGCGCUCUUAUUUCUUUCUUUCCAGCCAUUAAUUAAUUGCACUGGAAUUGUAAUUCCAGGCAUUGAAGGACAGAGAAAUAUAUAGAAGGGAAAAUAUGUCAUCCUCCGCAGUAAAAGGCAUGCUGACAAGGAGCGGUACUACGGCAGCUGCAGCAGACGUCUACGACUGCCGCCGACGACUGUUCAAGGGCAACUCCGCCGACAAUAAUCAACUCAUAUUCCGUUCUUUCAUUGAUAAACACCGUGGUUCUCUGCAGCUUCGCAGUCUAGUGGGUCAGACGCGCCGCCACGGAUCACUCGUGACGGCGAAGAGUCCGCCUGUACGGAGCGGAGCGCGAGCCCAAGCCAUCCUCACCCCCGUCUCCGAUCCCACCCCUGUCACCAACAAGCGAGUAUUUACCUUUGGGAAAGGAAGGAGCGAAGGCCACAAGGGCAUGAAGUCCCUAUUGGGAGGGAAAGGAGCAAACCUAGCGGAGAUGGCGAGCAUUGGGUUGUCAGUGCCGCCCGGACUCACCAUUUCAACAGAGGCGUGCCAAGAGUACCAGCAGAAGGGAAAGAAGCUGCCGGAAGGCUUGUGGGAGGAGAUUCUGGAAGGCUUAGACACCAUUCAGAAGGACAUGGGUGCUUUUCUCGGCGACCCUUCCCUGCCCCUUCUCCUCUCUGUUCGCUCUGGUGCUGCGAUUUCUAUGCCUGGCAUGAUGGAUACAGUCCUUAACCUUGGACUUAAUGACGAGGUGGUUGCUGGUUUGGCUGCAAAAAGUGGAGAGCGCUUUGCUUAUGACUCCUACCGACGUUUUCUAGAUAUGUUUGGAAAUGUUGUGAUGGGCAUUCCACACUCAUUAUUUGAGGAGAAGUUAGAGAAGUUGAAAUAUGCAAAAGGAAUUAGUCUUGAUACUGAGAUGACAGCAUCAGACCUUAAAGAGCUGGUGAAACAGUACAAGAAUGCCUACCUUGAAGCAAAGGGUGUAAAGUUUCCUUCAGAUCCAAAGAAGCAGUUACAGUUGUCUGUUCAAGCAGUUUUUGAUUCCUGGGACAGCCAGAGGGCAAUUAAAUAUAGGAGUAUUAACCAGAUAACUGGGUUGAAGGGAACGGCAGUAAACAUUCAAUGCAUGGUUUUUGGAAAUAUGGGUAACACUUCAGGGACCGGUGUUCUCUUCACUAGGAACCCAAGCACGGGUGAAAAGAAGCUUUAUGGGGAAUUUCUUGUCAAUGCGCAGGGAGAGGAUGUAGUUGCUGGAAUCAGAACUCCAGAGGACCUGGACACUAUGGAAAGUUGCAUGCCUGAAGCUUACAAGGAGCUUGUGGAGAACUGUGAAAUAUUAGAGCGUCAUUACAAAGAUAUGAUGGAUAUUGAAUUCACAGUUCAAGAAAAUAGGCUGUGGAUGUUGCAGUGCCGGUCCGGAAAGCGUACUGGUCAAGGUGCAGUAAAGAUUGCUGUAGACAUGGUCAAUGAAGGGCUUGUUGAUACUCGUGCUGCAAUCAAAAUGGUGGAGCCACAGCAUCUCGACCAGCUUCUUCAUCCACAGUUUGAAGAUCCAUCUGCUUACAAAGACAAAGUCGUUGCCACUGGUCUACCUGCAUCUCCAGGAGCUGCAGUUGGCCAGAUUGUGUUCCGUGCUGACGAUGCUGAAGCAUGGCAUGCACAAGGAAAUAGUGUCAUCCUGGUAAGGACAGAGACCAGCCCAGAGGAUAUUGGUGGAAUGCAUGCAGCUGCUGGGAUCUUGACAGCUAGAGGCGGCAUGACAUCUCAUGCAGCUGUUGUAGCCCGUGGAUGGGGAAAGUGUUGUGUUUCUGGUUGUUCUGAUAUCCGGGUCAAUGAUACUGAGAAGGUUGUUGUGGUUGGGGACAGGGUGAUUGAAGAAGGGGAAUGGCUUUCACUCAAUGGGUCUACUGGUGAAGUGAUCUUAGGAAAACAAGCUCUUUCUCCUCCAGCUCUAAGUGGUGAUUUGGAGAUUUUCAUGUCUCGGGCUGAUAAAAUAAGGCGGCUCAAGGUUAUGGCAAAUGCUGAUACACCUGAGGAUGCACUUACAGCAAGAAAUAAUGGUGCCCAAGGGAUUGGACUAUGUAGGACAGAGCACAUGUUCUUUGCAUCAGAUGAGAGGAUUAAGGCUGUGAGAAAGAUGAUAAUGGCGGUCACAUCUGAACAGAGGAAGAUGGCCCUGGAUCUUUUACUGCCUUAUCAAAGAUCUGAUUUUGAAGGCAUAUUUCGUGCAAUGGAUGGACUUCCAGUGACAAUUCGAUUAUUAGAUCCUCCUCUCCAUGAAUUUCUUCCAGAAGGCAAUCUUGAACAGAUUGUUAGUGAACUUACCAUUGAAACUGGAAUGAUUGAAGAUGAGGUUUUCUCCAGAAUUGAGAAAUUAUCAGAAGUAAAUCCCAUGCUUGGUUUCCGAGGCUGCAGGCUGGGGAUAUCAUACCCGGAAUUAACUGAAAUGCAGGCACGUGCAAUCUUUCAGGCUGCAAUCUCUAUGAGCAACCAGGGUGUUACUGUUCUUCCAGAGAUAAUGGUUCCCCUUGUUGGCACACCUCAGGAGCUAGGACAUCAAGUGGCAUUAAUACGUGGUGUUGCAAAGAAAGUGUUCUCUGAGAUGGGUUGCUCCGUAAGUUAUAAAAUGGGGACCAUGAUUGAGAUCCCUAGAGCUGCGUUGGUUGCAGAUGAGAUUGCAAAUGAAGCCGAGUUCUUCUCGUUUGGGACCAAUGAUCUCACACAGAUGACUUUUGGGUACAGUAGAGAUGAUGUUGGCAAGUUUCUCCCUAUAUAUCUUUCCAAGGGCAUUCUCCAAAGUGAUCCAUUUGAGGUUCUUGAUCAGAAGGGUGUGGGCCAGCUUAUCAAGAUUGCCACAGAAAAAGGUCGUGGAACUAGGCCCAGCUUGAAGGUUGGAAUUUGUGGAGAGCAUGGCGGGGAGCCUUCUUCUGUUGCAUUCUUUGCGGAGGUUGGGCUGGACUAUGUUUCAUGUUCACCAUUCAGGGUUCCUAUAGCUAGGCUUGCAGCAGCUCAAGUUGCUGCCUGAAGAUUGGCAUGAUAUGGAACGCUGUUCUGCGACUUUGUGCAGUUGUAAAUAAAUGUAGUUAAUUCACAAAUAAGUAGAAUAAUCAAUCUGCUGUUAUUUAAGAAUCAGCAGAAAAGGAAAGAAGAAAGAAAAAUGAAAUGCCAUGACAAGUCCUCUUAUUGGGAAGGAGGAUAUCAUGCAUGUGAUUUCUGGAAA
Molecule: messenger RNA, 3640 nt
Organism: Malania oleifera
Lineage: Eukaryota; Viridiplantae; Streptophyta; Magnoliopsida; Santalales; Ximeniaceae
Product: pyruvate, phosphate dikinase, chloroplastic
Exons: 21
Coding region: 533-3445 (970 amino acids)
Biological process (GO): pyruvate metabolic process; phosphorylation
Molecular function (GO): pyruvate, phosphate dikinase activity; kinase activity; ATP binding
Source: RefSeq, a predicted model, not a curated record